Molecule: messenger RNA, 921 nt
Organism: Eptesicus fuscus (big brown bat)
Lineage: Eukaryota; Metazoa; Chordata; Mammalia; Chiroptera; Vespertilionidae
Product: stAR-related lipid transfer protein 4
Exons: 3
Coding region: 1-768 (255 amino acids)
Biological process (GO): cholesterol import; cholesterol transport involved in cholesterol storage; intracellular cholesterol transport
Cellular component (GO): cytosol; endoplasmic reticulum
Molecular function (GO): cholesterol transfer activity; cholesterol binding
Source: RefSeq, a predicted model, not a curated record
AUGUUUGAAAUCAGUAAUAAUUCCAGAUGUAUGGCUCCUAUACAGAUGUCAGUGAGAACCUUGCGGUCAAUGAGAACCUUGAAACUUGGGGAAGUAGUAGAGGAGCCUGUGCUGAAAUAUAAAGGAGAUAGGGACAGGAGACAGGGAGUGGAAGGCUUGCCUGAUGCUGCUGCCUUUGCAACUAAACUUAAAAACAUUCUCAUCCAGUACCACAGCAUUGAAGAUGAUAAGUGGCAUGUUGCAAAGAAAACGAGAGAUGUCAUGAUUUGGAGAAAACCUUCAGAAGAAUUUAAUGGGUACCUUUUCAAAGCCCAAGGUAUUAUAAAUUAUGGUGUUGUUAAUGGUAUAAUGGACCAUAUACACCCAGGUCCCUGUCGCUUGGAUUGGGACAGCUUAAUGACUUCAUUGGACAUUUUGGAGAACUUUGAAGAUAAUUGCUCUGUGAUUCAUUACACUACUGCUGGUCAGCUUUGGAAUAUCAUUUCCCCAAGAGAGUUUGUUGAUUUCUCCUACACUGUGGACUAUAAUGGAGGGCUUUUAUCCUGUGGGAUCAGCCUUGACUGGAGUGAGAAGAGACCAGAAUUUGUUCAUGGAUAUAACCAUCCCUGCAGUUGGUUUUGUGUUCCACUUAAAGACAAUACGAGCCAGAGUCUUUUGACAGGCUAUAUUCAGAUGGAUCUGCGUGGGAUGAUUCCUCAGUCUGCAGUAGACACAGCUAUGGCAAGCACUUUAAUCAACUUCUAUGGUGAUUUACAAAAAGCCUUAUGAAAGGCAUAAGACCUUUAAACUUGUAGUACUAUGACCCUCUGAAUCAACUCCUUUCAGCUCCAUGGCCUGUAAAAAUCAUUACCCUUAUCUCUCAUCUUUAUAGCUUGUAGAAGAAUUUGAGAUAUUUUUGUGUUAUUUUAUUCCUAAAGUAAA